Molecule: messenger RNA, 2519 nt
Organism: Hyaloscypha bicolor E
Lineage: Eukaryota; Fungi; Ascomycota; Leotiomycetes; Helotiales; Hyaloscyphaceae
Exons: 4
Coding region: 126-2348 (740 amino acids)
Biological process (GO): cytoskeleton-dependent cytokinesis
Cellular component (GO): septin ring; microtubule cytoskeleton; cell division site
Molecular function (GO): GTPase activity; molecular adaptor activity; GTP binding
Source: RefSeq, a predicted model, not a curated record
GCGGAUCCAACCUCGUCCUUGGUCUGAAUAUCCUCAACAUUCUCCCACGGCGACUGCACCAGGAUCGGAGCACGAUAUGACCACAAUACACACACCCUGUUCUUGAAUGCCCUGUCUCUUACAAUAUGCGGCCUCUGCCUGGUGACGAUGCCUUCACCGCACGCUCUCGGAGUGGGAGCGCGGCCGAUAAUGAAACAACUCCCCUCGCAAGUCGAUCCCAACCUCCGCAGAUGACCUACUUCAUAGCAGACGAGAAGACGAUGGAAGCUUCCCAGAGCCAUUCUCCAACUAUGCUACCAAAGCACCGAGAUUUCUCCAAGAGCAGCACUUACGGUGUUGAGAGCCUUGAAACCACGAUAAGCUCUUUGGCUCAUGAUAGCGACGAGUCGGAGGAGAAGGUGCGGCGAGCAAGGCAGAACUGGAAGAAGCAUCUCAGACAGCAGACACCGACUCGAGCGGAGGAGGGCCUGCCGGAAUCGACCUCUCCAUCCUUGAAAUCCUCGGGCGAUGUCAGCGGGAAUGUCUCUCCCUCGCAUCAACGCCGAUCCUCCCAAGCUACGAUAUCAAGACCCUUCACACCUCUCUCUUUCGGAUCACCAGCUCCCGCAUCGGUCAUGAGCAGUCCGAACUCUCGCAGAAAUUCAGAUGCAGGAUCGUACAUGGAUGAUAUUGCCAGUCAGGCCAUUGUGUCGAGUGGAGAUGAGGACCGGGAUGUCGGGUCGGAGUUAAUAGAUAGUGGGAGUGCGCCCCAACUGGUCAUGCCGAGUAUCAAGAUGCCAAGUAGAAGGCCAUUUACGGAAAGAGGAAAGAAUAUGGGAAGGCUCAAGGUGUUGAUUGCCGGUGAUUCUGGUGUUGGCAAAACCUCCCUCAUCAAAGCCAUUGUCCAAACUUGCGAAGAUAUUGUCCAUGUCGACCCCUUAUCCGCGACACCGAUUGCGGCACCGGAGACGAAGCGGAAGAGUUCAAGGGCAAAAUCGAGGAGUGGAAGUUCGGAUCUACAAUCCACGACACAAAUCACUGAAGUUUAUGCAAGUACGAGGGCAUAUCCAGCUUGGCUUUCCGGUUUAGAAGAGAGCCGAAUUCUGCGAAGGCGGAAAAGCAUGGGAGACUCGGUUUUGGAGAGGAAUUUGUGCUUUGUUGAUACCCCUGGUUACGGCAAUAAAACUUCAUGCUUAGAGUGUAUCACCCCCGUCGUCGACUACGUUGAGUCUCAUUUCAAGAAAACGUCUAAUUUCGAAGGCUUGAGCGAGUUAGAGAUGGUCAAUAUGCUUUCUGGGAAUGGUGGAUCUCAGGUCGAUGUGGUGUUAUACAUUAUUUCAAACAGAGUCAAACCCGUCGAUAUCGAAUAUCUCCGACGUCUUUCUCAUCUGACAAACGUAAUUCCAUUGCUUGCAGGAUCCGAGGCUUACUCCGAGGAGCAAAUAUCAUCAACCAAAGAGCACAUCUUGAGCGAACUCCAGGCAGCAAAUAUUCGGCCCUUCCUCUUUGGUCUGAACCCUGAAUUCGCCCAACAUACUUCGUACCCAUCAGCUCCUUACGCAAUUUCGACGACACCUUCUAAGGACCACGACACUAUGGACGCUAGUCUCCUCAUGUCACCAGACUAUGUCCAGCCAUUAAUACAAUCCGAACUCCAAGCACUGGUCACCCAGAUGUUCGACCGUGACACUAUAUCCUGGCUGCGACAUUCAGCUGCAAAGAAAUUCGUCCAAUGGCGAGCUUCUUCUACUCCUGUCUCAAAGCCACAGUCCCUCUAUCAACCACUUUCUUCCUCCUGUUCAUCUCAAGUUCUCACUGCACCAGUGGGAGCGACAACCUCCUACGCAUUGGCAAGAAUCACCGAUCACACCCAGCGAGAAGAACGCAUCGCGCAAGUGCGGCUUGCAAACUGGGCUGCAGACCUCCAACGCAGUCUCCAGAAUGAGCGAGCUCGCUUCGAUGCCCUGGCCAGGAGCGAACGAGCAGUAUGGCUCACCGAACGACUUGGCGAAUGCGUCCAAGACGGAACCAUUGUCCCGGUUUCACAGGCCCGGAAAGAGCUGACAUCUCCACAAUUCGACUCUGGAUCCGGAGCACUGGUGAAGCAAGGGACAUACACUCGACGUCGAGAGCGCGAGCGAGACAUGCGUGGAGAACUGGAUGUCAACGAUCCCCUGGGCCUUCUCAAGUUAAAUGAGGAGAUGAAGCGAAGAGGAUGGGUGGUGUUGAAGAUCGGUAUCCUGGGCGGCAUUGCAUUCUGGAUCACGAGGUCUCUGCAAAGUGCUGAGGCACAGGGUGGGUGGUGGAGCUUUGGUGGCUCGUCAGGAUUGAAUCUCAGGGAUAGGCUUGAGCUGUGGUGGUUGAUGUAGAUGGCGGUAGCGAUAUAUGAAACAUUGGGUUUUUUGGGGAUUUGGGGUUGGGAGAUAUCUUCGCUCUGAUUUUUUGCAUGCGUGGAAGGCUGAGGGCGAAGAGAUUGGUAAUAGGUGUUAGGGGAUUGCGCAUGGUUGGAGUAUUUCAUCUCUUCUCAUAGUAUAGCCGGU